Messenger RNA from Zingiber officinale, 444 nucleotides. Its product is annotated as auxin-responsive protein SAUR23-like. Gene Ontology annotation, biological process: response to auxin. NCBI's taxonomy places the organism in Eukaryota, Viridiplantae, Streptophyta, Magnoliopsida, Zingiberales, Zingiberaceae. The transcript has a single exon. The record is from RefSeq and is a predicted model, not a curated record. Bases 1 to 444 code for a protein of 147 amino acids.
AUGAAGGUGGAGAAGAUCAGGCAAAUAGUGCAGCUGAAGCAGGUCAUGCGGCGGUGGCGGGCGCUCAGCCUUCGCCGCCUCGUCGGCGAUCCGCCCCCGGGCUUCCUAGCCGUCUACGUGGGGCCGGAUCGACAGCGCUUCGUGAUCCCCACCCGGUUCCUGAACCUCCCGGUCUUCGCCGCCUUCCUCCGGAGCGCGGAGGAGGAGUACGGUUUCCCUGGGCCCGCCCCGGGGGGCCUCGCCCUCCCCAGCGACCCGGCCUUCUUCCGCUGCGUCCUCGACGCCCUCCACCGCGACGAGGCCCGCUUCGGCCGCUUUACCCUCGACGCCUUUCUCGUGCUCUUCGCCGACCACGGCCCUGCCGCCGCCGCCGUCGCUUCCUCGCCUUGCCGCGACUCCUCCUCGUACAACAGGCCUCUCCUCCCCAAAACCAAGGCUCGAUGA